AUGAUGACUUUAAGAAUUGUAUUUGCUUUGGCGUUGGCUUGUUUGGCUAAGGUUGAAGCUAAUCCUUGUGGCACAUGCGGUGGAUUUCCAUAUCCUAGCCUAGAUCUUUGUUUACCACCACCAUGCCCACUACCAUGCUUACCACCAUGCCCACCACCAUGCCCACCACCAUGCUUCCUACCAUGUCCACCACCAUGUCCACCACCAUGCCUCCCUUGCUUGCCACCAUGUCCACCACCAUGCUUCCUGCCAGCACCACCAUGUCCUCUUCCUCUCCCUCUUCCUCUUCCUUGCUUACCACCAUGUCCACCACCAUGCUUCCUGCCAGCACCACCAUGUCCUCUUCCUCUCCCUCUUCCUCUUCCUUGCUUACCACCAUGUCCACCACCAUGCUUCCUGCCAGCACCGCCAUGUCCUCUUCCUCUCCCUCUUCCUCUUCCUUGCUUACCACCAUGCCCACCCCCAUGCUUCUUACCAUGCCCACCACCAUGCCCACCACCCUGCCUUCCUUGCUUACCACCAUGUCCACCACCAUGCCUUCCUUGCUUACCACCAUGUCCACCACCAUGCCUUCCUUGCUUACCACCAUGUCCACCACCAUGCCUCCCUUGCUUACCACCAUGUCCACCACCAUGCCUUCCUUGUGCUCCAUGUGCUCCAUGUGUUCCACCACCAGCAUUGAUACCAGUACCAUUAUGUCCUCUACCUUGUUUCUCUAUUCCACCACCAUGUGCACCUUGUGCACCUUGUGCUCCACUGUGUCCACCUUGCGCACCAUUGUGUCCACCAUGCUACUGUUAA
Messenger RNA from Metopolophium dirhodum (rose-grain aphid), 801 nucleotides. RefSeq lists its product as uncharacterized. The transcript has 2 exons. Lineage: Eukaryota; Metazoa; Arthropoda; Insecta; Hemiptera; Aphididae. The record is from RefSeq and is a predicted model, not a curated record. The coding region runs from base 1 to 801 and encodes 266 amino acids.